UCUCUUUUCGUUCAAACAUACAUCUCGGUUCGGUCCCUUUUGUAUUUGUUGGAUUUUGCUCGAAGGGCAUACGCGAUGGCGCAACACGCUUCCCGUGUAUAUUUUAACUAGGUGUAUGCGGCGGAAGUGAACCCUCUGAUUUCUGAUAAAAACAGAUGCAGUAGUGGAAGUAAGAAGAUCAACAAGACAUCAUAAAAAGACAGAGAAACCGAGAGGGGGGGGAAGGGAAGUGGAUAAAGGUGGUGAUGGUAGUGCAGCGGAGGAGAAGUUAGAGACACGAAGAAACAGAACGUCGAAAAGUGCGGAGAGGAGAAGAGAGGGAAGGCCGGCAUUUGCAGUGGUCGGCGCACGCUACCCUGUUCGCGCGCGCGCGCGUCUUUACAAAACAACGUAUCUGAACACUGAACCGUCGCUGAACGCGCCUCAACAGUUCGGCACGAAUUCACACUGAGUUGAUUAUCCUGUCCGACGCGCGGGUUUCAUCGCGGCGCCGCCAUAUUGGCGGCUCGAUAUAACACGUACUAAUAAUAAGUUCAAAUUGGGUACGGUAGACAUCGCAGUUGACACGCCGAUUUUUAUCUCGAUUGAAUGUUACAACAGAAAUGUGCCAUAAACAGCGCAGUGAUCAUGUCAACAAUUGGCAGCCAUACUUGACUAAUAAUCCAAGAAACCCGGGAGAAACUUCAUCGUCUCACUAACGACAGAACUAUAUAUACGGUUUUUUCUCUCUUUCUAAUCCUCGUAUGAAUCGAAUGAGAUCGUGACUUAGGUAUUCAAAUUCGAACAUAAAUAUUACAUGCCGACACGGUGUCACGAUAGUCACCGAUUGUUACACGUAACUCACACCGUUUUUACUUACACUUACACGAUUAACGUAAUGAAGAUUGGCGAAUGUCGAAAUUUUGCUUCGCGAUUGUUUAAUUGACCUUGUUUUCAUUCAACACGGCUCAAUCGUAAACACUAAUGACCGUUCUUCCAUAAGUUUGGCAUUCUUUCGCGGGACUUUGGUUAACUAUUUGUUUUUAUAGUGAUUAAACAAACAUUACGCAGAACGUGUGAACUAUUAAUUGUCACAACGAAUCAUAAAAAGUGUAAAUCGUUAUCGGUAAAUUUUCCCGCCACAUUCGUUAGUGGACAAUUGUUCAGAUCAAGAUAAAUUCUCUUGUUAAUAUCCUCAUACAAUUUACAUUGUUGAUAACAAUGCCUAUUGGAAAUGAACAGUUCUUUGGAUCAAGACUUUAAGGGAUUUAGAUUUACUGACGAAAGGAAUAAUUGUAAGGGUGAUGCAGUCGACAAUGUACAAACAUUUGAUGAGCACGUAAAUGGUCAAAGUUCGAUAUUUACCUUAAGCUCUUCAAUACUAAACUGUGAAAUUUGUGGCGAACAAUUUGUGUCAAAAAAGGAACUACGUUCUCACAUAUAUAGUCACUUGGGAACACCUCGUGUGAUUCUCAGAAGGCUCACCAAUUUGAAAGCUAUAAAGAAGAAGCAUAACAAUAGCUAUUGGCUGGAUCCAGAAAAGAAGGGUUCUCUGAAAUUAACAUUGAAGAAACAAAAUUUUACCGACUCCCUAAAACUUACAUUGAAAAAAUCUUCAGAGUCCGAAGAUUUCACAGUUGUAAAUAGCAACAUUAAUCUCAGUACAGAGAUUCAUCAUCAAGGAGACGUGGCUGGGACAAAGGAAAAUGAUCAAAGACAUGACAAAGAUACAGAAAGAUCAAUUGGUCAACCGUUUGAAAACGUGAUAGUAGAGCAACAGGAUGAAUAUGGGAACAUUAAAUUCAAUACUGAUGACCAUAAUCCAUUGGAUGAAAAUGAUAGACCAUCGAUUGAUGUAAAUGAAGGUGAUUCAGGUGUAGGGAGUGAUAUGGCAAAUCCAUCUGAAAAAGAAGAUCAAAACGUAGAUGAUUUACAAAGUGUAGAGCAGUAUGAAAAUUCUGAAAAAAGACUCUCUGAGACAGAAGAUCAUGAAGAGUCAGACGCAUUGGAAGCAACAUGUCGAGAAACAAUUGAAAAUCUGAAGAAGCUAGGUGAACAAUCUGGAUCUAGAUCUAUGAGUCAGUUAAUUAACAGUUCAGGAAUCGAAGAAGAAGACGAGAGGAAGCAUGAAUCCAACAUGAUACACGAUUUAGAAGAGAACCCAGCGAUCAGUAUUAUUGCAAAGUCUUCAACAUAUUCGAAUCAUUCGACGGAUUGUACAACAGUGUGCGAAGAUGACGUUAAGCCUGGAGAGACAACAGAAGAAACAACAGGCUUCAAUUGGAACCAGUUGUCUACUAAUCUGUCCAAUAAAAAUAGCGAGACUUCCAAAGAAACAGAGGAGCAACCUGAACAUGGGGGUGAUAAUAAUAUUGAAAAUGCUGGGUCCCUCUUACAAAACUUGAUAGAUCAUCAACGACAUAAUCAAAAUAAUACAUUAUCAAAUAAUCUGCCAUCAGAAACAGAAUAUGUUUCAUUGGAAAAGUUGGCUGAAACUGUUAGUACCUGUCGCGUCUGUAACGAGAAGUUUAAAGAUAUCGCUCAUUUAGAUGAGCAUAGAAGCAAAGCUGGCCACUAUCAGUGUAAUAUUCCAGAAUGCAGUAAUCUUAUUUUCAAUUCAUUAAUGGAAGUUUCCAUGCAUAAGGCUCAGAUGCAUGGAACACCUCUUUCUCCGAGUGUGAGCCAGUUGUCACCUCAUUUGAAUACGAAUUCGCCUCACUUGAAUCAGAAUUCGCCCCAUUUGAGCCAAGCUUCUCCGCAAUUAAGCACGCAUUCACCUCAUGCGGUUUCAAUGGAUUCUCCGAACACACCGACCUCGCAGCAAAUAAACAGAAAUUCGCCUUUAACGUCUCCUCAUCAAACGAAUUCCCCUACGUACAAUCCAGUACCUAGCACUGGACAACAAAUAAUACCACCAGUUAAUUUCGAGCAAUUACCCGGACCCGUUCAACAGUUAGCUCAACAAGUACAACGUAUGCCACUUCCGCAAGCGCAAAUGCCACCGAGUCUUCCACCAGGUGCAAAUACAAUGAUCCCUGGCCCGAAUUACUUCGUACAACCGCCGGGAAGGCCACCACUCUAUAGAGUUCCUGGUCCACAGGGCAUGCAUUAUCCUCCUCAUAUAGCACACUUAUAUCCGCAGUAUGGACCUGGUCCGUAUCCACAAAUGACUGCACCACCACAAAUGCAUCCUCAAUUGUCGCAACAAAUGUCACGUGGAAGGUAUCCUACUGUUCCACAAAGUAGUCGGGCACCACGUGCUCCACAGACUGGCCCAAGUCCGCGGCAACGUAUGAAACGUCCUAUACAACAACCGAUGCAGGUACAACAGCAGAAUAAUUCUGCUAUAAAACAACGACGAAUGGAUGUUCUGUUGCCAGAUAGAAACGAAGACGCGGACUGUCACGUUAUUGCGCAACAGAAGCGAAAUGACGGUCUGCCCGUUAUACAAAACGUUCAGGGUGCUACCACGCAACAGAGUAGAAAUGAUUCUACCAUACACCUUACGGAUUCUAUAACACUUAGCGUACGACAACCAGGUUCCGCUCCAGCUCAAGUGCAGAACACUUCAGGUAGCGGUGGCAAGAAGUCCGAUGCAAAAGCUGUGGCUAAUGUUCUGGCAGCCAGAGGUAUUACUGUUACUCCAGCUGCAAAUAAAAAUAAGACAAGCGAACAAAACAAACAGCAACAGAUACCUUCACAGCAACAAAGGACUAUGCCUUCACAGCAGCCUUUAAAUGUUACAGCGCUCACUCUGAAUUCUGCUAUUUCUAUCAUACCAGCUAGUUCGCAAAAAAAGCAACAGGAACAGGGCCAGUUUGCUGUUCCCCAGAAUAAACAGAAUAAAACGGCGGUAAAUGAAGUGGAAAGACCACCGCGACCCCCUACUGUCGACUUAACACAAGACGGUCCACCGCAAUUGCCAGUGGUUAGACGCGGAAGACCACCACGAGCGAUGCUUACCUGUCAAGUGUGCGACAAAAAUUUCCAGAACCAGGAAAUAUUGACGCAACAUAUGGCUACACACCGUGCACCAAGCAAGUUACUUCACAAGUGUAAUCUUUGUCCUGCUCAAUAUCCAACAGCUCAGGCACUGAUAACGCAUAAACAAGCGUAUCAUAAGGAAGUCGAUACCGUUGCACAAAACGGCGGUGCAGAACUGGCAUUACCAGUUGUCGAUUUGAAAUCCCCUCAUGUGUUGAGUCGUUUGUCGAACCUCGGUAUACAAAGUUAUAUACCGUUGUCGCAGCUUAGCGCCCAAACUGGCGGCUACUUCGGAUUGCCCAUAAUCACGAUAGAUGGUGCAAGAAAUCCUAAUACUUGUAAUUUAGGCGUGCUUGGUGCUACAUCUAUUCUAAGUCUGGGCCCUCUUAAACAUUUGUCAAACAGGUAACUGUGGACGAUUCUGCGGUUGGCCUACGUUUCAUGCAAUCCUAUUAGUAUCACCGAUCUUUUCGUUGCCAGGUAUUUCUUUCUACCAGUAUCACUGUAUUGUCUGAUUGUUACGACAGGUUCUUCCUUGAAUUAGACGCUGUAAAUGACACGAAUUUACGUAGAAAACGAUUUUGUUUCUUUUUUUUUGUUUUCAUGAUUUUG
Molecule: messenger RNA, 4575 nt
Organism: Dufourea novaeangliae
Lineage: Eukaryota; Metazoa; Arthropoda; Insecta; Hymenoptera; Halictidae
Exons: 9
Coding region: 1214-4372 (1052 amino acids)
Biological process (GO): regulation of transcription by RNA polymerase II
Cellular component (GO): nucleus
Molecular function (GO): DNA-binding transcription activator activity, RNA polymerase II-specific; RNA polymerase II cis-regulatory region sequence-specific DNA binding
Source: RefSeq, a predicted model, not a curated record